This is a messenger RNA of Aspergillus welwitschiae, 2472 nucleotides long. RefSeq names its product putative molybdenum cofactor sulfurase protein (HxB) (gene hxB). The record is from RefSeq and is a predicted model, not a curated record. Gene Ontology annotation, molecular function: molybdenum cofactor sulfurtransferase activity; molybdenum ion binding; pyridoxal phosphate binding. Gene Ontology annotation, biological process: Mo-molybdopterin cofactor biosynthetic process. The coding region runs from base 1 to 2472 and encodes 823 amino acids. NCBI's taxonomy places the organism in Eukaryota, Fungi, Ascomycota, Eurotiomycetes, Eurotiales, Aspergillaceae. The transcript is spliced from 2 exons.
AUGACAGACAGGGGCAAAUGCCAAUACCCGGAUGAUGUGGACGUCAUCCGGGAACGUGAAUAUCCCUUGCUCAAAGACACGACAUAUCUUGACCAUGCAGGUACUACACUCUACGCCAAAUCCCUGAUUGAAUCGUUCUCCCGAGACCUCACGUCGAACCUCUACGGGAACCCCCAUUCCAUGUCCGCACCCUCACAGCUAUCGACCCAGCGCGUGGAUGAUAUUCGUCUACGGGCCCUUCGUUUCUUCAGUGCUGAUCCGGAAGAAUUCGAUCUUGUCUUCGUGGCGAAUGCUACGGCCGCAAUCAAGCUGGUUGCCGAUUCUUUCCGCGAGUCAACACCGCAGGGAUUCUGGUAUGGAUACCAUGUGGAUUCACAUACGAGCUUGGUCGGGGCGCGUGAGCUUGCAGGUAUCGGGAGCAGGUGCUUCGUGACGGACGCAGAAGUCGAGAGCUGGAUCUCUCAAUUAGAUACAGAACCGGUGCAAGGUCCCCGACUUUUUGCGUACCCUGCGCAAUCGAAUAUGAACGGCCAGCGGUUUCCUCGUGGAUGGUGCGGCAGGAUACGGGAGUCAGCCAAGGACACUUACACGCUUCUUGAUGUCGCAUCGCUUGUGUCGACAUCCCCUUUCGACCUCAGUGAUGCUUCCGCUGCGCCUGACUUUGCCGUUCUCAGCUUCUACAAAAUCUUCGGGUUCCCGGACCUUGGUGCGUUGAUUGUUCGCAAGAGUGCUGGCCACAUCUUCGACAAGCGGAAGUUUUUCGGUGGAGGAACGGUAGAUAUGGUUCUAACACAGGGAACCCAAUGGCAUGCGAAGAAGCAAUCUUCAAUUCAUGAACGACUCGAAGACGGAACGCUUCCGUUUCAUAAUAUCAUCGCAUUGGGCUCUGCAUUUGAUACACAUGAGCGCCUUUUUGGAUCUAUGGAUAAUAUUUCUUCACACACCCGCUUCCUAGCGAAGCGACUAUACGAUCGCAUGACUACAUUGAGACAUUACAAUGGGGAGAGUGUGUGCCAUGUAUACAGACCAUCACACUCUGACUAUACCGAUACUUCCACGCAAGGACCAAUUUUGGCGUUCAACCUGCGAAGCAGUCAAGGUGCCUGGAUUGGCAAAUCCGAAGUGGAGAAAAUGGCCAGCGUUAGGAACAUACAAAUCAGAUCUGGAACGCUCUGCAACCCGGGAGGCACGGCGGCCAGCCUUAACUGGUCUGGAGCAGACAUGCUUCGGCAUUUUGGAGCAGGCAUGCGUUGUGGUGAUGACCAUGAUAUCAUGGACGGGCGACCUACUGGGAUACUGAGAGCAAGCCUUGGCGCGAUGAGCAACUUGACUGAUAUAGACACUUUUAUGGGUUUUAUCGAGGAGUUCUACGUCGAGAAAAGCCCAAAUGUGUGUGCGUUGGUGCCACCACUGGAAGCCAACCUUACUCACCGGUCUGGUUUCCAUGUUGAGAGCCUGUCCGUGUAUCCCAUAAAGAGUUGUGGUGCAUUUAAAGUACCUGACGGAAAGCGCUGGGAAAUUCGACGAGAAGGUCUGGCAUGGGAUCGCGAAUGGUGCUUGAUCCACCAAGGCACAGGUACAGCUCUCAAUCAAAAGAGGUAUCCUCGUAUGGCUCUGAUACGGCCAUUUAUCGAUCUCAGUCAUGGUGUCUUGCGCGUUACCUGCGGGUCUAUACAUUCUCCAAGUCAGAAAACGCUUGAAAUCCCUCUGGACCGCGAGAAUAGCAACCUUACAACCACCUCAUUAUGCCAGAAUAGCUCGAAACCUUCUACUGUUUGCGGAGACCAGGUUAUUGUGCAAGCAUAUUCAUCUCCCACGGUGUCCGCAUUCUUCUCCGACUUUCUUGGUGUGCCCUGUACACUUGCGAGAUUUCCGCCUCAAUCCUCCACCAGACUUGCCGAACCCAGACGUGGCCUCGGCAGCAGAAAAUCACCACUUCGACCAGCUAUGCCAGGCGCAUUCCCUCAAGAUACCCCGACCCCUGAGGCAGAACGAAAUCCCAUCUUACUAUCCAACGAGAGUCCAAUUUUGCUCAUCUCCCGCUCAUCCGUGAACCGUCUUAACGAAACCAUCAAAAGCAGUCCUACAACCACAAAUAGUACUGGACGCAAGAAAGCCGUAGCUGCCGAUGUAUUCCGUGCGAACAUCGUCGUUGCAGAGGAUUUCCCACAGCCGGUGAGCGCAGGGCGACCGUAUAUAGAAGACCAUUGGGAGAGUCUGCGCAUCGGGCCCGACAAUCUUCAUUUCAACGUGCUUGGAUCUUGUCAGCGGUGCCAGAUGGUCUGCGUCGAUCAGCUUACUGGCGUGCGUGGCGAGGAACCAUAUUCGACGUUAGCAAAAACGAGGAAGAGUGGGAACAAGAUUUACUUUGGGCGACAUUUGGCGAUUUCUUCUAAUGGCGAUGGGAAUAGCGUUAAUUCAAGGACAGUAAUGGUGGGGGAUGUUGUCACUCCGUCUUACUAUGGGCCAUGA